AUGGAAAUAACAGGAUGGAAGAAUCAAACAACUGUCAGAGAAUUUAUUUUGCUAGGAUUUGGGGAUUUCCUUAGACCACAUCUUCUUCUCUUCUUAGUAUUUUUCAGCAUCUAUCUGUUGACUUUGUCUGGGAAUCUUCUUAUGGUUGUACUCAUCAUAGCUAUUCAACAUCUUCAUACUCCCAUGUACUUCUUCUUAUGCAAUCUGUCUUGUCUGGAGAUCUGCUACAGUUCAACAAUCCUUCCAAGAAUGUUGGCUGACUUCUCAUCUGGCUUAAAAAAGAUUUCAUAUGGAGGCUGUUUCGUACAAUAUUUCAUGUUUGCAUGCCUAGCAGGGACUGAGUGUUAUCUCCUUUCUGUGAUGUCUUAUGAUAGGUAUUUAGCUAUUUGUAAGCCACUACAUUAUGCAGCUCUUAUGAAUGGCAGGCUUUGUAUGAAGCUGUCUGCUGGAUCUUGGUUAUGUGGGCUUUUGGUCAGCACCAUUACAACCAUUUCAAUGUCAUGGUUAACUUUCUGUGGCUUUAAUGAAAUUGAUCAUUACAUAUGUGACUUAAGACCUAUGCUCAAACUCUCCUGCAGUGACACUUAUUGGGCAGAAGUGACAGUGUUCAUAUUUGCCAGCACUUUCACAUUGCCUCCUUUCCUUCUCACCACAACUUCCUAUGUUUAUAUCAUAAUCACAAUCUUAAGAAUCCCAUCCACAGUUGGAAGGAAGAAAGCGUUUUCCACCUGCUCCUCCCAUCUUUCAGUGGUUGCUCUUUUCUAUGGGACUCUCAUGGUUGUCUACAUGCUACCCCAAUUUGGCAUUUCGAGGAACCUCAACAAAAUAUUUUCUAUAUUCUACACAAUCUUAACUCCCAUGGUGAAUCCCCUCUUAUAUAGCCUGAGAAACAAAGAUGUAAAGGAAGCCUUAGGAAAAAUCCUUUGGAAAUGUCCAUUUUAUGUAAUGUCUUUGAGAAUUCAGCUUGGAAAUGUAUGUCAGUAUAGUCAAUAA
Messenger RNA from Candoia aspera, 993 nucleotides. RefSeq names its product olfactory receptor 5AR1-like. The transcript has a single exon. Gene Ontology annotation, cellular component: membrane. The record is from RefSeq and is a predicted model, not a curated record. Gene Ontology annotation, biological process: G protein-coupled receptor signaling pathway. Gene Ontology annotation, molecular function: G protein-coupled receptor activity; olfactory receptor activity; odorant binding. Bases 1 to 993 code for a protein of 330 amino acids. NCBI's taxonomy places the organism in Eukaryota, Metazoa, Chordata, Lepidosauria, Squamata, Candoiidae.